This is a messenger RNA of Tachysurus fulvidraco (yellow catfish), 2044 nucleotides long. RefSeq names its product NF2, moesin-ezrin-radixin like (MERLIN) tumor suppressor a (gene nf2a). The coding region runs from base 725 to 2029 and encodes 434 amino acids. Lineage: Eukaryota; Metazoa; Chordata; Actinopteri; Siluriformes; Bagridae. Gene Ontology annotation, molecular function: actin binding; cell adhesion molecule binding. Gene Ontology annotation, biological process: regulation of cell shape; positive regulation of protein localization to early endosome; positive regulation of early endosome to late endosome transport. The record is from RefSeq and is a predicted model, not a curated record. The transcript has 12 exons. Gene Ontology annotation, cellular component: apical part of cell; adherens junction; plasma membrane.
ACCGCUUGUGUUUACAUACCGUUCAUGAACCUGCGUAUCAACAGUGUAAAGUUGAUGUCUAGCUCGUACCUGGCAUGAGGAAAUAAACCUAUUUGCGUUCUUAUUAUUAGUAUAAUUACAGAUAUUAGUCAUUGCUAUCGCGUUAGAUGGUGCGAUGACUCUGUGGUGUCGUAUAUCUGUGAAUUAUGUACUUUUUUAGUCGGAUAAGUUAAUAGUGUUAGCAACAGGUGUGGAGAUAAACAAGUGGGUUUGUUAGCUAGCACUAAGCUAGCACUAAGCUAGCACUAAGCUAGCACUAAGCUAGCACUAAGCUAGCACUAAGCUAGCACUAAGCUAGCACUAAGCUAGCACUAAGCUAGCACUAAGCUAGCACUAAGCUAGCACUAAGCUAGCACUAAGCUAGCACUAAGCUAGCACUAAGCUAGCACUAAGCUAGGACUAAGCUAGCACUAAGCUAGCACUAAGCUAGCACUUAGCUAGCACUUAGCUAGCACUUAGCUAGCACUUAGCUAGCACCAAGUCCUGUUAAUGAUGUUUUAAAUAGUAUUAUUAAAACCUAACUAUUAAUAUGUAAUAAACACACUAGAACUUAAAAGAACUAGACACUAGGAGAUGUACAAGCUGACAGUCACUGAGAAAUGAUGCUUUUUUCCUCUCAUGCCUUAAAAAACUAGAUUAAUUAAACUUUCUUUAAACUCGCCUGUGGUAGUAAAAAGCUCUGAAAAUGGCAAGUGUUCUGGGAUUAAAGAUGAGCCUGAAUUCCUUAAGAAGGAAACAACCGAAGACUUUCAGUGUCAGGAUUUUGUCCAUGGAUGCAGACCUGGAGUUCAGCUGUGAGGUGAAGUGGAAAGGGAAGACUCUGUUCGAGCUGGUAUGCAGAACGUUGGGGCUCCGUGAAACGUGGUUCUUCGGCUUGCAGUACAUCAUCAAAGACACGGUGGCCUGGCUGAAGAUGGAUAAGAAGGUUUUAGACCAAGACGUUCCUAAACAGGAACCCAUCGUGUUCAACUUCCUGGCAAAGUUUUACCCAGAAAACGCCGAGGAGGAGCUCGUCCAGGACAUCACACAGCACCUCUUUUUUCUACAGGUCAAGAAGCAGAUUCUGGAAGAGGAGGUGUACUGUCCUCCUGAAGCCUCAGUGCUGCUCGCCUCAUACGCUGUACAAGCAAAGUACGGAGAUUACGACCACAACGUCCACAAACCAGGCUUCCUGGCCCAAGAAGAGCUCCUACCUAAAAGGGUGAUUAAUCUCUACCAGAUGACUGCUGAAAUGUGGGAGGACAGAAUCACCCUAUGCUACGCUGAGCACCGAGGGAAGACCAGGGAUGAAGCCGAGAUGGAGUAUUUAAAAAUAGCUCAGGAUUUGGAGAUGUACGGGAUCAAUUACUUUUUUAUUCGGAAUAAAAAGGGGACGGACCUGCUGCUUGGUGUCGAUGCUCUGGGCCUGCACAUUUACGAGCCGGAGAAUAAGCUGACACCUAAAAUCUCUUUCCCUUGGAACGAGAUCCGCAACAUCUCCUACAGCGACAAGGAGUUUGCUAUUAAACCUCUGGAUAAGAAAGCAGAUGUGUUCAAAUUUAAUUCCUCCAGACUGAAGGUGAAUAAGUUGAUUCUACAGCUGUGCAUCGGGAACCACGACCUUUUCAUGAGGAGGCGCAGAGUGGAUUCACUGGAGGUGCAGCAGAUGAAGUCUCAGGCCAGAGAAGAGAAAGCUCGCAAACAGAUGGAGAGGCAGAGGCUGGAGAGAGAGAAACACUUGCGUGAGGAAGCUGAGCGAGCGAGGGACGAGUUAGAGCGAAGACUCCUCCAUCUACAGGACGAAGCUUUUCUGGCCAACGAAGCUCUGCUGCGUUCAGAGGAGACGGCUGAUCUGCUAGCAGAGAAAGCUCAGAUCGCUGAGGAAGAGGCCAAACUGUUGGCUCAGAAGGCAGCCGAGGCAGAGCAGGAGAUCCAGCGGAUUAAAGUACGUCUUAAUAUCAAGCUUCUAGAUUUCACUCAGCGGCUCACUGCUAACAAGCUGGAAGAUUAAAUCUGAUUAAUUAUA